Molecule: messenger RNA, 5333 nt
Organism: Leptopilina boulardi
Lineage: Eukaryota; Metazoa; Arthropoda; Insecta; Hymenoptera; Figitidae
Gene: LanB2
Product: laminin subunit gamma-1
Exons: 26
Coding region: 190-5055 (1621 amino acids)
Source: RefSeq, a predicted model, not a curated record
UAGAAGCUGUUUGAAGCAGUUUGAAGCUUCAUGUGCUUCAGGGGAGUCUGACUGUACAUUUUUUUUUUUUUUGUUUUGUUGUGAUAAAUUUACAUUACAUCAGUGUGUUAAAUGUGUAAUUUUAUUGUGAAUUUGAUUUAGUUUCAAUUUUGACUGUGAGGGCGCCGAUGGAUCAACAUUGAGGAGAAAAUGUCUGGAAAUCUCUUUUUUCUCUAUGCGAUUCUCCUAAUUGGAGUUUUCGCUGAUCCGGACCCAACAGAUGAACAAUUUCACAGAAUACCAAAAAAUAGAGAUGAGGAUAAAUGUUACGAUAAUUCGGGAAGAGCACAGAGGUGUAUACCACCGUUUGAAAAUGCUGCAUUCAGUGUUGUAAUGGAGGCAACAAAUACAUGCGGUGAAGAAGGACCCACUGAAUAUUGUAUGCAAACGCACAAUGAUAAUCAAAAUAAUGAGAAAUCUUGUGAAAUUUGUAAACAAAAAGAUCAUUCUGCAAUAUUUCUUACUGAUCAUGACAAUAAUGAUAAUGCAACAUGGUGGCAGUCAACUACAAUGUUAGAUGGAAUUCAAUUUCCAAAUCAAGUUAAUCUUACACUUCGUCUUGGAAAAACAUUUGAUAUCACAUAUGUGAGAGUAUUGUUUGAGUCUCCUAGGCCAGAAAGUUGGGGAAUUUAUAAGAGAAGAAAUGAAAAAUCUCUUUGGGAACCAUAUCAAUUUUACUCGGCAACGUGUCGUGAUACUUAUGGUUUGCCUGAGUCUAAGGACACAACACGUGGUGAUGAUACUAGAGUACUUUGUACAUCUGAAUAUUCUGACAUUUCUCCUUUAUCUAAAGGAACUGUGGCAUUUUCCACCCUUGAAGGACGUCCAUCUGCUUAUUAUUUUGAAACUAACACCGAAUUACAGGAAUGGGUCCAAGCAACAGACUUGAGAAUAACAUUGGAUAGAUUAAAUACAUUUGGAGAUGAAGUUUUUGGCGAUGAUCAAGUAUUGAAAUCGUAUUACUAUGCAAUUGCUGACGUUGCUGUGGGAGCACGUUGUGCUUGCAAUGGACACGCGGGUGAAUGUGUCAACAGUACAAGCGUCGAUGGAAGAACAAGAAGAGUUUGUCGCUGUGAACAUUUUACAACUGGUCCAGACUGUAAUGAGUGCCUUCCGUUUUAUAAUGAUGCACCUUGGGGACGUGCAACAACUUUAGAUGCCCAUGAAUGUAAACCUUGCAAUUGUAAUGGUUAUUCGGAUCGAUGUUAUUUUGAUAAGGAAUUAUAUAAAUUAACUGGACAUGGAGGUCAUUGUUUGGAUUGUCAAUCGAAUCGAGCGGGUGCCAAUUGUGAAAGAUGUCGUGAAAAUUUUUAUCAACGCGCUGAAGAUAAUUAUUGUGUUUCUUGUAAUUGUGAUGAAACAGGUUCAAGAAGUUUACAGUGUAAUAGUGAAGGCAAAUGUCAAUGUAAACCCGGUGUAACGGGUGAUAAAUGUGACAGAUGUAUGGCAAAUUUCUAUAAUUUUGGCUCCUAUGGAUGCGCUUCUUGUGAAUGCUUUGAUGCAGGAUCUUUUAAAAAUCAGCCCAAUUGUGAUGCCGUUAGUGGUACUUGUCGAUGCAAGGACAAUGUUGAAGGAAAAAGAUGUCGAACAUGUCGACCUGGAUUUUUCAAUUUGGCAUUGGAAAACGAAUUUGGAUGCACCCCCUGUUUUUGUUAUGGUCAUUCAGUGCUUUGUAAUCCAGCAACAGGUUAUUCAAAGACAGCAAUUGAAAGUAAUUUUGUGAGGGGAAAUGAACGUUGGACAGCUUCAGUUGCAACUGGAACUCCAAUUCCAUUGAAUUAUGAUGCGCUUACACAAACAAUUGCUGUCAAUGCACCUGAUAGAGAUAAUGUUUACUUCCUUGCACCAGAAAGAUUUCUUGGCGAUCAAAGAGCAUCGUAUAAUCAAGAUUUUAGUUUCACGUUAAGAAUCGGUGAAACUGGUCCAGCACCAACAGCUCGCGAUAUUGUUAUUGAAAGUGGAAAUGGUGAACAAAUUACACAACCUAUUUUUGGACAAGAUAAUCGUCUACCAACAAUUACGGCACAAGAAUAUAUAUUCAAAUUACACGAGCAUCCUGACUAUGGAUGGCAACCAAGACUUAAUUCGAGAAAUUUCAUUUCUAUUCUUUCAAAUUUAACAAGUAUCAAAAUUCGUGGCACAUAUACUCAUCAAGGUAGAGGAUUUUUGGAUGAUGUGAAAUUGGAAACGGCACAUCGUGGAGCUGCAGGAGAGCCGGCCGAUUGGAUUGAACAUUGUCAAUGUCCAACGGGAUAUGUUGGACAAUUUUGUGAAUCUUGUGCUCCAGGUUAUCAUCACGAUCCACCAAAUGGAGGACCUUUCGCUCUUUGUGUUCCUUGUAAUUGUAAUGGACAUGCCGACAUUUGUGAAACAGAAACAGGUCAAUGUAUUUGUCAAGACAACACAGCGGGAAGUAAUUGUGAAUUAUGUGCUCGUGGAUAUUAUGGACAUCCUUUAAAGGGAACACCUUAUGAUUGUAAACCAUGUCCGUGUCCUGAUAAUGGACCUUGUAUUCUUUUGGGUAAUAAUCCGGAACCAAUUUGCUCGGAAUGUCCUCUUGGAAGAACAGGACCACGUUGUGAAACUUGUUCAGAUGGAUUCUUUGGAAAUCCAGAAAAAGGACAAGCUUGUCGUCCAUGUGAAUGUAAUAAUAAUAUUGAUUUAAAUGCCGUUCGUAAUUGUAAUCAUGAAAGUGGCGAGUGUCUUAAAUGUGUAAAUAAUACAGCUGGUUUUCAUUGUGACGAAUGUCUGAAAGGAUAUUAUGGAGAUGCCUUGUCCAAUAAAAAAGAAGAUAGCUGUAAAUUAUGUCAGUGUUUCGCUCCUGGAUCAUUGGAACUUGACGAUGGAAGUGUGGCACCUUGUGAUCAAUUGAGCGGUCAUUGUUCUUGUAAACCUCAUGUAAUUGGUCGUAAUUGCGAUAAAUGUGAAGAUGGAUAUUAUCAUAUUAUUAGCGGCGAGGGCUGCACAGCUUGUAACUGUGAUUCAGAAGGAUCUUAUAAUCGUACAUGUGAUGCAAUGACCGGUCAAUGUCACUGUCGACCAGGAAUUACUGGUUUAAGAUGUGAUGCAUGUAUUUCUUAUCAAUAUGGAUUUAGUCGAGAAGGUUGCAAGACAUGCGAUUGUGAUGUUAUUGGCUCACAGGAUCUUCAGUGCGAUGCUGCUGGACAAUGUCCUUGUCUUCCAAAUGUUGAGGGACGUCGUUGUGAUCGUUGUAAAGAAAAUAAAUAUAACCGCCAGUAUGGUUGCAUCGAUUGUCCUCCUUGUUAUAAUCUCGUAGAGAAUGCCGUUAAUUCCCAUAGAAGACGUCUUGGUGAUUUAGAAGAAACUUUAAAGAAAAUCAAUAGCAGUCCAACAGUUAUAAAAGAUUCGGAUUUUGAAAAAGAACUAAAAAAUGUUCAAGAUAGAAUAAAGACGCUUGUAUCACUUGCAAAACAAGGAUCUGGAAGUGAGAAAAAAACUUUGGUCGAGCAAUUGGACGAUAUAAGAGAUGAACUAAAUGAAAUUGAAGAAAUUUCCCAAAAUGUUGAUCAAACUGCAAUGAAUGCUCAAAAAAUUACAAUGCAGGGACAAAUGAGUAUUGAUGAAGCUGAAAAAGUACUUGAUAAAAUUCACGAACAAUUGAAUGAAGAAGAGGAUUAUUUGAAUGUUGAUGGACAAUCGGCAUUGAAAGAUGCUAGAAAACGAGCAGAACAAGUUGGUCAACAAAAUCAAGAAAUGACAAAUAUAGCUAAAGAAGCACGAAGUUUGGCAGAUGUACAUGUGAAUGAAGCAAAAAAAAUACACGAACUUGCCGAACUCGCUCGUAAUAAUUCAAUGGAAGCUUAUAAUUUAGCUAAAAAGGCAAUAACAAUGAACUCGAAUAUCAGUGAUGAGAUUAAAAAUCUCGAUCAUCAACUUGGUGUAUUGGGAGAUCGUUUCAGUGAAGUUUUAAAUUUAACUGUAACGACACUUAUGAAAGCAAGUAACGUUUCUGAUGAAGCACUUGGUUUAUUUAUUCAAGACAUUACUAUUCCAACAGUAAAUGUUGUUGAAUUACAAAAUCAAGUUGAUUCUAUAAAUAAUGAGGGUCAAAGGCUCAAGGAAACGGCGCAAUUGCUUUUAGAGGAUAAUGAACAUAUUCUUAAAGAGACGGAAGAAAAAAUAAAGGACGGCGAAAAAUUACUUGAAAGAGCACAAGAACAACAAAUAGUAACAGCUGAAUUAUUAUCCGAUGUCGAUGGAGCUAAUGCCAAGGCCGAAGAAGCUGUUAAUCGUGGUGCUCUUACUUUGAAAGAAGCACAAGAAACUUUCAAAAAAUUAAGUGAAUUUGACGCUGAAGUUCAACGAGUUCGAGUUAAAGCUGAUGAGGCCCUUAAAAAUAUUGAUAAUACCGAAGAAUUAGUACAAAGUGCAAUAAAUAAAGCAAAUGAGGCUCAAAAUGCAUUGAAAGACUCUGAGAAAAAUGCCCUUGGUGCACGAAAUUUUGCAAAAAAUGCUCAGACGGAUGCAGAAAAAGCCAGUGGUAAUGCAAAUAACAUUAGAAUAGAGGCAAAUAAAACAAAAAUGGAAGCCAUUCGAUUGGGAAGUGAAGCUGAGAAAUUACAUACUAGAGUUGAUAUUACUGAAUCAUUGAUUAAACAAUAUGAAAAUCAAGUCGAGAAAGAUGUGAACGCUACAAAUGAAGCAAAUUAUAAAGUUGGUCAAGCUAAAACAAAUACAUCUCUUGCUUCUCAUCAAGUACAAAAAGCCCUUGAUGAUGUCACUGCAAUUGUUAAAGAAUUGGAAGCAUUGCCUGAAAUAAAUAACGAGGAUUUGAAUCUCUUGGAAAAACGUCUAAUUGCAGCACAAGAUGAAAUAGAAGCUGCAAAUUUAGAUAAAAGAAUACGUACAUUAACAGACGCAAAAAAUCUUCAAACACAAUGGGUAAAAAAUUAUGAAGAUGAAGUUAAUCGUCUUAAAUUAGAAGUAGAAAAUAUAGACGAUAUUAAAAAAGCAUUACCUACUGAUUGCUAUAAACGUGUACGAUUAGAGCCUUAGAUAUAUGCCAAAGACUUUAAAUAAUUUUUUUUUUAUUUUGAAAAAUAUUUUUCAUCCAAACUAACGUGUCUUUUUUUAUAUAGAAAUAUAUAUAUAUAUAGUUUUAAUUUUAAUAAUAUUUAAGCGAGAAGCCUUUCUACUUAAUUUCGAAUUAACAAAAAAUUUAUAAUCAAAUUAUUUUAUAAGCACAUAUACAAUUUUGUAAGUUUAAAAAAAAAGUUUUUUAUAUAAAAAAAAAAAAAUCUGUAACAAUUACAGAAAUAAAAAUAUAAAUCUUA